AUGGAUGGUGGACAAUGGACUCCAGCAAAUAGAGCACACUACAACUUAAGGGACACAAUUGCACGUUGCACCGUCCAAGUGUAUCCUAAGUCAUUGUCCGCAAUAUACAUGGCAUUGGACAAUGUAGGAAUGUGGAACAUAAGGUCUGAGAAUUGGUCAAGGAGAUUCUCUGAAAAUUCUCCUUCUUUAUCCAUGGAGCUAGGAAACAGCAAUAGCGAUAAAUCAUCAGAGUUUGCCAUAAGAGCGUUUGUUAAACCAAUAAUGCCAAGACUCCGAUGGACUGAUGAUCUUCAUCGCCGCUUUGUGCAUGCUGUUGAUCAUCUUGGUGGAGUUGAUCGAGCAACACCAAAGAUGGUGCUACAAAUAAUGGAUGUGAAGGGCCUUACUAUAUCUCACAUUAAGAGUCACCUUCAGAUGUACAGAAGCUUGAAACGUCAAGAGAUGCAAGAAGCUGCAAAUGGGAGAAAGAGAAACAGAAUUGAUGGUUCAGAUUCAAUGAAUAUUGCUCAGGGAAACCUUGUUCAUCGUUACAAUCAUAUCAAUGGCAAAGCCGCUGUGAUUGAUGGUUCCGAUCAAAUGAAUUUUCCACAGGGAAACCUUGUUAAUGGUUACAAUCAUAUCAAAGGCAAAGCUGCCAUGUUUGAUGGUUCUGAUCAAAUAAAUUUUCCUCGGGGAAACCUUGUUCAUUGUUACAAUCAUAACAAUGGCAAAGCCCCCAUAUUUAAUGGUUCCGAUCAAAUGAAUUUUCCACAGGGAAAUCUUGUUCAUCGUUACAAUCAUAACAAUGGCAAAUCUGUGUUUGAUGGUCAUCUUAAUCCGACUGUAACAACUAACUAUUUGGACAAAAUUGCUUCCAGCUCUACUGUUUUUCCUCCUCCAUGGAAACCUAUGCCAGAGAAGAAGAUGGGAUUGGAAGGACGAUGCUACAUGUUUAGGGAUUUCUUCGAUGGAACCAUUACUAUUCGAGAUGGAGAUGAUGAUAAUAAAAUCUUGCGAGCAUAUGGUAUUAGCAAUUUGCCAAAUAAGAGUGCAACUUCAAUGAUUGAAGAGGAAGACUCCCAUAGCACUAUGUCCUUGGAGCUAUCUCUCAGUUCAGAUAUCUCUCUUGACCUUACUCUUGGUUGAAAUCCUUUGGUCUCUUCCAUUUCCUCAAGGGAAAAAACAAAAAAAAAAGCUCUUUUAGUUAAUCCUUAUUAAGUAUAUGCUAAUACAAGAAACUUGUUUCUAUUUAAACUAACCUAGCUUAGCUAGGUUAAUUGAAACUUUGCAACUUAAUUAGAUUAAAGGUGCAACGAUAAUUUAUAAUGUAUAAGGGUAUAGUUUCAACUGAAAUAUAAGUUAAUCAACUUAUCUCUAAGUUUAAAAAGGUUAUA
Messenger RNA from Solanum pennellii, 1373 nucleotides. RefSeq names its product two-component response regulator ORR24-like. The transcript is spliced from 8 exons. The coding region runs from base 1 to 1125 and encodes 374 amino acids. Gene Ontology annotation, molecular function: transcription cis-regulatory region binding; copper ion binding; oxidoreductase activity. NCBI's taxonomy places the organism in Eukaryota, Viridiplantae, Streptophyta, Magnoliopsida, Solanales, Solanaceae. The record is from RefSeq and is a predicted model, not a curated record. Gene Ontology annotation, biological process: regulation of DNA-templated transcription; abaxial cell fate specification. Gene Ontology annotation, cellular component: nucleus.